AUGCACCGCGGAAUAAACACCCCUUCUGGUCCGCCCUUGACCGAGGGCCAGAGGGAAACUUUGAAGCAGUUCUUGGAUAUUGCUGCCACGAGAACAAGCACUGCUGUGGAGUAUUUGAGAAAGACCAAAUUCGAUUUAGGACGAGCUAUUAACAUGUACUACAUGGAUGAGAACAAGGGCAACAAGGCCCUCACAGCUCCACUGACCAAAAUUUUCGAGAGCUACCGAGACCCCGACGCUGACGAGGAGGACCAAUUCGGCAUCGAUGGCGCAAUGAAAUACUUCCACGACCUUGAAGUUCAACUGGACGAAAUCGUCGUGCUCGGUGUCGCGGAGCUAUGCCAGUGCCCAGCCAUGGGCGAGUUCACCAAGGAAGGAUUCAUGAACGGCUGGAAACUCGUUAGCUGCUCCACCCUUUCGCAAAUGAGAAAUCACAUCCAGACCCUUCGCAAAGAAAUCCCCGAAAAUCCCACUGUCUUUCGCCGCGUUUACCGAUACUCCUUCCUCCUCUCCCGACUACAAGGCCAACGCGGCGUACAAUUCGAAAUUGCCGCCGAGCAAUGGCGCCUUUUCUUCGACGAAGCAUCCGGCGGUAUCAAGGGAAACACAGAGACUUCACCGUGGCUGGACUGGUGGCUUGAGUACAUGGAGAAACGGGGCACAAAAGUCGUCAGCAAAGAUCUGUGGGAGCAGCUUGAAGUGUUCUUGCGGAAAGCUCUUGAAGAUGAGAACCUUGACUUCUGGGAUGCCGAUGCGGCGUGGCCUGGCCUUAUUGAUGAGUUUGUGGAUUUUGUCAAGGAGAAGAGAGGGGGUACCCUUAAAGUUGGAUCG
Messenger RNA from Penicillium longicatenatum, 831 nucleotides. RefSeq names its product DCN1 family protein. Gene Ontology annotation, biological process: protein neddylation; positive regulation of ubiquitin-protein transferase activity. NCBI's taxonomy places the organism in Eukaryota, Fungi, Ascomycota, Eurotiomycetes, Eurotiales, Aspergillaceae. The annotation marks the transcript as partial. Gene Ontology annotation, cellular component: ubiquitin ligase complex. The record is from RefSeq and is a predicted model, not a curated record. The transcript is spliced from 5 exons. Gene Ontology annotation, molecular function: cullin family protein binding; ubiquitin conjugating enzyme binding; ubiquitin-like protein binding.